This is a messenger RNA of Daucus carota subsp. sativus, 1312 nucleotides long. RefSeq lists its product as uncharacterized. The transcript is spliced from 5 exons. The record is from RefSeq and is a predicted model, not a curated record. Bases 73 to 990 code for a protein of 305 amino acids. Lineage: Eukaryota; Viridiplantae; Streptophyta; Magnoliopsida; Apiales; Apiaceae.
CUCAAACCAAACACGUCAAACCUCAAUAACCCAGCGAACAUAUAGACAGUUAGAUAAGCAGACACAGAGACAAUGGAGUUGCUCUAUCUCCUAUUUUCUAUCUUCUCCACCACACUCACCACCCUCGCUCUCUCACUUUUCCUCCCCUUCCGCCUCCUCUUUUCCUCACGCGCCGCCCCACCUUCCUCAGUAUCUCUCUACCAAGGCACUGUUUGGCACCAGCGACGCCGUCCUGUACACCAUUCUUUCAACUACUCUGUUCGUUAUGCUCUUUAUGAGCUCAACCAUGACUCUCACUCCCCGUCCGAUCAUUUCUCCGCUGAUGAAGCUCGUACCAUCGCCAAAACUAAUGGCCCUGUUUUUCUCUUGACUAUUCCUCCUAGUGUUGGAUAUGAGCAAAAUCCACUGAGUAUUUACUAUUGUUAUGACAUAGAAGGCUCUUCUAAGAGUUUGAAAAAGUGCAUUGCCGAGGUGACAAAUACACCAUGGGGAGAAAGGGUAUCAUUUUUGUUUGAUCCAAAUGUUGAUGUAGUUGCAAAGCCACUUCAUGUUAGUCCAUUUAUGGAUAUGCAUGGAAGUUGGAAAAUUAAAACAAGUGAACCUGAAGAUAAUUUGCUUGUGGAAAUUUCUGUUCAGCAUCCCAAGCUUGGCAACUAUUUUAGUGCCUCCUUGGUGGCCAGAAGAGUACCAUCAUCAGCUACUGACCAUGCACUCUUCUUUUGGUUGAUGCCGCAUAAAGUUGCAUUGUGGAUAUACUGGCAUGCUCUCAAGCUGUGGUGGAAAAAGGUUCAGUUCAUACAACACCCAAGAUAUAGCAACCCAGCAUACAAGGAAGAAGCUAUGGCUCGUGAUAUUAAGCUUUCAUCCUGUACAGCGUUUGCAUCUGAUUCACAAUAUAAAUCUGAAGCUAAUCCUGUUACAGAAUUGAAGGACAGGAGUGCAGAGGGUCACUUAUUUAAAUGGCGAGAUGCCAAGUGGCCCUGGUGCUGAAUACAAAACUGAACUGCACUUGCUGUGAAUGCUACUGCUAUAUUGUUGUAAGGAACUACACUGGAGCUCAAUUCAAUUCUUCAAAGUAAAUAAAGUCACUGCUUACGCCGCAAUUUGGUCCUCAAUUCUAUAGUUUUAUUAGUUCUAGUCCAAAUUCUCUUGUGUAAUAAUUUGUCGCAAAGUGUAUGAGGUGAAGCCAUUGCCACCUCUAUUCUGCAUUCUAAGAAAUCAGGGUCUUCCACAUAAAGUAGUAAAUUUACACUCAAGCAUUGGAAAACUAGUAACGUUUAGCAUUGGUAAUAGGCACUUGCAUAUUACUCAA